CGGAUACUGGCCCAGUGUGGGGGGCCCAGCCUCCUCGGUCGCAGUGGAUCUGCGGCCGAGGUGGAUGAAGGUCCUGCUCUGCCCACCACGGUGUACAAGAAACACAGCCCCAACAGCCGACUGGCUCUCUAUUUGAGUACGCGAGAGUUCGUGCUUUCAUCGAAUCGCGUGUCGAGCAUCGACGGUGUGGUAUUGGUGGACCCGGCCUACUUGAAGGACCGUCGCAUCUUUGCCAUGGUGCUUCUCACCUUUCGCUACGGACGAGAGGACGAAGAAGUCAUGGGGCUCAAGUUCUUUACCGAAGCCAUCUUAGAUUUCAAGCAGGUGUAUCCGGAAGGCACGACAACAAACAGCGGUCCAGUCGAAGAAUUGACAGUACUGCAACAGAACUUAAUCAAGAAACUUGGAUCCGACGCCUACCCCUUAACGCUACGUGUAUCCCCCCAAGCACCACCCUCGGUGAGAUUGCACCCGGCAAGGCCUUAUCAAGGGAGUCCCUUGGGUGUCUCCUACGACCUCAAGGUCUUUAUCGGGGAGCGCUCAGACGAGAAACCCCAAAAACGUGACACCGUCCGCAUGGCACUGCGCUGUGUCCAGUACGCCGAACCAGCCGGUGUCCCGUCACCGCCACCCCCGACAGCGAGUGCCCACAAAAGCUUUGUCCUCUGCCCUGGCCGCCUGGACGUGGAAGCAACUCUGGACAAGGAGACGUACCACCAAGGCGAUGCAAUCCAUAUCCACGUCGCCAUCAAGAACGGCUCCUCCAAGACUGUGCAGCGCGUUAAGGUGGCCGUGCUACAGCACGUUCACGUGUGCAUGUUCACCCAUGGCCGGUUCAAGAACAUCGUCGGCAGCGGAGACACUGGGACGGGCCGCGCCGUCCUGCCCGGGGCCAGUCUGUCCAGGGAGUUCAUGGUUCGUCUUGAGAGCUGCGAAAAGUUCCCCGUGGCACUGGCCAUCGAGAGCGAGUUCCACGAUGCAGAAGGCUACAACCUCUCCUCCACGACCCUUCUGGCCAAUCCAAAGGACAAGAAUCCGUACGGUGUUAACGUCAGUUAUGAAGUGAAAGUCAAAGCGAUCCUUAGCUGCAUUGAUCGUCCCAUUGUUCUUAGACUGCCUUUCAAAGUUGUACAGCGAAGGCCUCCCGAAGGGGUCGUUAGGCCACCCAUACCAAAAGACGCGGAUUGUGUUUCGGAAGAUAUUUCGCGCCUCGUGGUUCAUUCGCCGGAAGUGACGGACAUAAGCUAACUGGAGUGACAAUUCUUUCACUUGUACGCGAUUCUCAAGAGAGGACAGAAUGUGAGACACUUUGGUUUCUAGGAGUGUUGUCAUGAUUCACUAAAAGUUAGAAUAUGAAAUAAGGGACCAAAUUUACACAAACCGCGUCGUUUAAAGCAGCUUGAAUUUUGCGCUAUUCUGUUUCAUAUUCGACGUCUCUUCAGAGGGGUGACCGUAUUUGCAGAGUGCAUAUGUUCUAAUUAUCUGUUUUCCUUGUGCAUACUGUAAUCUAUGUAAGAGGCGAUGAAUAUCUGUUAAAUCGCCACCCUUGACUCUCGUGCCUUGCCUUCAGAAUUCUACAGAAUUUGUGCCAUUGAAAUAUGACGUCACGUUAUGAUGGUGUUUUUCUUUUGCAAAGCAAAAGGGAUUGUGACUAUGAUGCGCCAAACAGUAGCGUAUGAAGCAGACUAGUUUAAAAUUGCAAUGGUCAAGUUAAAAUAAUGGCGUAAAAAUGUACGUAAAAUUCAUAUCUAAUUUUCAGAGGCCUGGUGUAAAGGUACAGCCAGGAGCUCCAUUACCUUCAAAUACUCAGGACUGCGCCACCACAUGUCGGUCCAUAGACGGUGCGAGGUAGAUGGAUUCUCCAAGUUUGCUUGCAAUGCAUUCGAAACACAAGGGAAAAGCGUGGUAUGGAGAAAUUCUCUCCACUUUCAACCUGGUCCUGCGGCCAACGAUGGAGUGUCGAGCACGGUCCGUGAGCGAGCCUUGGUAGGAAGAACUGUUCGCGGAACCUCGGUUGAGAAACAGAAUAUCCCUCGUGUGAAUACACGCUUAAAAACACCAUGGAUUAACACCUGUGUUUGUCUGAUCCUUCAUGUCCUCGUUGUUGCGCUGUAUCGUUUUGAGUAUGUAACAACUCGCCCAACUCCUCGCAUUAACCAUGGAAUAAUUCAGAUGGCACUUGGACUAAAACGGGCGGGAAAACCUGUAUACAGGGUGUCCCACCGAAAAAGGGCCAGGGGAAAAGACGGAGUGCUGGACACAAAUGUACGUGUUUAGCAGUUGUGUGGUCUAUCCAAAAAUAGUUUUUUCAUCGCCCCUUGUUAAUUAAUUAGCGGUAAUUAAUUUUCUAACUUUUCAAUUAUAAAAGCUACGAAG
This is a messenger RNA of Ornithodoros turicata, 2376 nucleotides long. RefSeq names its product arrestin homolog. Gene Ontology annotation, biological process: signal transduction; G protein-coupled receptor internalization. NCBI's taxonomy places the organism in Eukaryota, Metazoa, Arthropoda, Arachnida, Ixodida, Argasidae. The record is from RefSeq and is a predicted model, not a curated record. Gene Ontology annotation, cellular component: cytoplasm. The annotation marks the transcript as partial. The transcript has 4 exons. Gene Ontology annotation, molecular function: G protein-coupled receptor binding.